AUGCAGUUCUCUCUGUGCAAGCUGCGUACCCACCAGUGGUGUUUCCUCCUCUUCAAUGUGCUGCUCUUCCAUGCCCUGUUGUUUGGGGCUGACCUUGUUGAGGAGUACCUCCUGCAGCCUACACCUGGCAUCUACACAGAUGGUGCGGUUGUUGAUGUAAGGGAGAAAGCAAGGAAACUGGACCUGAGCAACGCCAGGGAGAAUGUGUCACAAGCCUACCCCAUCCCUAAUCCUAAUGCCUGCAGAAACUCUGACCUCUUCCUGCUUACUCUUAUCUUCAGCUCACCAGCUAAUAUCACCCAGAGAGACACAGUCAGGAGGACAUGGGCCAACCAAACACACAUCCAAGGUUUCCCGGUGCAGGUACUGUUUUUCUUAGGAUCAACUCCAACUUCCGCUGCACAAGAAGCCCUUAUGAGAGAGUCUGACCACCAUGGGGACAUGGUCCAGGGUCAUGCUGUGACUGAUUCAUCCCUCCGUGGUCCAACAGAGAGGACAGUGCUGGCACUCCGCUGGGUGAUCACAUUCUGUCCUGUGGCACGCUUUGUUCUGCUGACCCAAGAUUCUGUGUUUGUUAACCUCCCUGCAAUCGGAGGCUACCUGCUCGGGCUACACAGGCACCCCGAGGACCUUUACCUAGGCAGAGUGAUCCAGAGAGACUCCCCUGACAGGAACCCCUCCAGCCCCGGCUACCUGCCCCCAGCACUCUACCCUGAGAAGUACCUGCCUGAAUACUGUGAUGGAACAGCCUUUGUUCUAUCGCAGGAUGUGGUCCGAAAAGUGUAUGUGGCAUCUGCAGCGGUCCGGGCACCUGUACCAGCUGAUGUUUUUGUUGGCCUUUGUGCUCAGAAGGCUGGUGUGGCACCAACACACAGUGCCAGGUUCUCAGGAAGAAAACACAUCCGCUACAACGCCUGCUGCUAUCGCUAUCUGUUCAGCUCAGCAGGAAUGAAGAGUCAGGAGCUGGAGACAGUAUGGGCAGAUCUGGGGCAGAAGGGUGGAAGAUGUUCACUGUUAAAGACAUACUAUGGCCUGGUGAGAUGCAAGGCCCUCACAUACCUGGAUAAACUGUCUUUCUUCAACUCCCAGGGCCAAGAUUGA
Molecule: messenger RNA, 1101 nt
Organism: Scomber scombrus (Atlantic mackerel)
Lineage: Eukaryota; Metazoa; Chordata; Actinopteri; Scombriformes; Scombridae
Product: beta-1,3-galactosyltransferase 9
Exons: 2
Coding region: 1-1101 (366 amino acids)
Cellular component (GO): membrane
Molecular function (GO): hexosyltransferase activity
Source: RefSeq, a predicted model, not a curated record